Messenger RNA from Rosa chinensis, 771 nucleotides. RefSeq names its product malonyl-coenzyme:anthocyanin 5-O-glucoside-6'''-O-malonyltransferase-like. The record is from RefSeq and is a predicted model, not a curated record. NCBI's taxonomy places the organism in Eukaryota, Viridiplantae, Streptophyta, Magnoliopsida, Rosales, Rosaceae. The coding region runs from base 1 to 771 and encodes 256 amino acids. The transcript is spliced from 3 exons.
AUGGCAAAUCCAAAUCCAAAUCCAGUGAAAGUAGUUGAGGUUUGCAGAGUAGCUCCACAACCGGCCUCAGCCUCGAUGUCACUUCCUCUAACCUUCUUUGAUCUACUUUGGCUGAGGCAUCAUGAACAACUUGCAAUCUCCUCAUCUUUGUUAGCAGAUGACCUAAAACCGUGUUACACUGACAGAUUGUUCAUCGAGGACCCAUUGGGGCUCGAAGCAAUCUACUCUAAGCAAUGGCUCGACAUGGACGGGCCUAACAACCGAAGCUUAAAGUCAAGUUGUGAGAAAGUAUUUAUAUUCCUCAGCGCCGACUACAGGUCUCGCUUAGAUCCUCCUAUAUCUGCAAAUUACUUUGGAAAUUGCACCGGGGGCUGUGCAGCAGUCGCAGAAACAAAAGGGCUACUAGGAGAAGAUGGGUUCGUUGUGGCUUUAAAGGCAAUUAGUGAAGCUAUUAUGGGUUUGAAAAAUGAGGGGGUACUUCUCGAUGGGGCUGAGAGUUGGGUUUCAAAGUUGUGUACUGUGAGAGGUAGUGAUAGGAUUUUUUCGACUGCUGGCUCGCCUCAGUUUGGGAUUUAUGAGACUGAUUUUGGAUGGGGAAGACCAAAGAGGACUGAGGUGCUUACCAUAGAUAAGACAGGAGCCAUCUCUUUUUCAGAUAGCAAGAAUGGUGGUGGAGGCGUUGAGGUUGGGCUGGUUUUGGAAGAGCAUCUUAUGGGAGUUUUUGCUUCUCUAUUUGCCAAGGGUUUUCUUCAUACACCUCUGAUUAAUUAA